AAUUUUUUAAUGUUUAUUUACUUUUGAGAUAGAGCGUGAGCAGGGGAGGGGCAGAGAGAGGGAGACACAGAAUCCAAAGCAGGCUCCCGGCUCUGAGCUGUCAGAGCCUGAUGCAGGGCUCGAACUCAAGGACAGUGAGAUCAUGACCUGAGCCGAAGUCAGAGGCUUAGGCUUAACCGACUGAGCCACCCGGGUGCCCCAUAAAAAUCUUUUUUAUUUUAAAGAGGGAGAAUGAGGGAGGGAGGGAUGUUUAAAAACAUCCACAAACCUAGACAGUUGGUAAAGUGGGGACAGUUGCUUAGUGUUCACAGUCACCAUGAUUUUGCUGAUGCUGUUUUAUGCCCCUUUCAUUUUUCUUUCUCAUUGUAAUUUUAGAGCCCGUUCCAGACACUGUAUGAUUUCAUGAAAUGUUGUUGGCCUCUCGGCUAUUCUGAUCCCAGAGGCCCGCGGGGCCCCCGUUCUCCUUGAGUCUUUACAGUGCUAAUGAUCCUGCUCAUGUCACUCUCUCACUGUGUUUCAGACGGACCUAGUCCUUCUCCUGCUACUCUGAUUGUUCCCAUGUUCCUUUGCUGGUUUUCUUCCUUCUUCCAACUGUGACCACUUCUCAAGGCUUUGUCUGAAUGUAUGACAACAUGUCCACAAUGGUGUAUAUAAAGGAAGACAAGUUGGAGAAGCUUACACAGGAUGAGAUUAUUUCUAAGACAAAGCAAGUGAUUCAGGGGCUGGAAGCUCUGAAGAACGAGCAUAAUUCCAUUUUACAAAGUUUACUGGAAACACUGAAGUGUUUGAAGAAAGAUGAUGAAAGUAAUCUGGUGGAGGAGAAAUCAAACAUGAUCCGGAAGUCACUGGAAAUGCUGGAGCUUGGCCUGAGUGAGGCACAGGUUAUGAUGGCUUUGUCCAAUCACCUGAAUGCUGUCGAGUCGGAGAAACAGAAGCUGCGGGCACAGGUUCGUCGCCUGUGCCAGGAGAAUCAGUGGCUGCGGGAUGAAUUGGCCAACACGCAGCAGAAAUUACAGAAGAGUGAGCAGUCUGUGGCUCAACUGGAGGAAGAAAAGAAGCAUCUGGAAUUCAUGAAUCAGUUAAAAAAAUACGAUGAUGACAUCUCUCCAUCCGAGGACAAAGACACUGAUUCCACCAAAGAACCUCUGGAUGACCUUUUCCCAAAUGAUGACGACGAACCCGGCCAAGGAAUCCAGCAGCAGCACAGCAGCGCGGCGGCCGCGGCGCAGCAGGGCGGCUACGAGAUCCCGGCGCGCCUGCGCACUCUGCACAACCUGGUCAUCCAGUACGCCUCCCAGGGGCGCUACGAGGUGGCCGUGCCGCUCUGCAAGCAGGCCCUGGAGGACCUGGAGAAGACUUCCGGCCACGACCACCCAGACGUGGCUACCAUGCUGAACAUCCUGGCCUUGGUGUACAGAGACCAGAAUAAAUACAAAGAUGCCGCAAAUCUACUGAACGAUGCCUUGGCCAUCCGUGAAAAAACUUUGGGCAAAGAUCAUCCCGCGGUGGCGGCCACUCUGAAUAACCUCGCAGUGCUGUACGGCAAGAGAGGGAAGUACAAAGAGGCCGAGCCGCUGUGUAAAAGAGCCCUGGAGAUCAGAGAAAAGGUUUUGGGAAAGGAUCACCCUGAUGUUGCUAAGCAGUUGAAUAACUUGGCCUUACUGUGCCAGAAUCAGGGCAAAUACGAAGAAGUAGAAUAUUAUUAUCAAAGAGCCCUUGAGAUCUACCAAACAAAACUGGGGCCUGAUGACCCCAAUGUGGCCAAAACGAAAAAUAACCUGGCCUCCUGCUAUCUGAAGCAAGGAAAAUUCAAGCAAGCAGAAACACUGUACAAAGAGAUUCUCACUCGUGCACACGAAAGGGAGUUCGGUUCUGUGGAUGAUGAAAAUAAACCCAUUUGGAUGCACGCUGAAGAAAGAGAAGAAUGCAAAGGAAAGCAAAAGGAUGGGACAUCUUUUGGAGAAUAUGGCGGCUGGUACAAAGCCUGCAAAGUUGAUAGUCCGACUGUUACAACUACUUUGAAAAACCUCGGGGCACUUUAUAGACGACAAGGCAAAUUUGAAGCUGCGGAAACAUUGGAAGAAGCAGCCAUGAGGUCCCGUAAACAGGGUCUUGACAAUGUUCACAAACAGAGAGUAGCUGAAGUGCUGAAUGACCCUGAGAACAUGGAGAAGCGGAGAAGCCGGGAGAGCCUGAACGUGGACGUGGUCAAGUACGAGAGCGGCCCUGACGGAGGGGAGGAAGUGAGUAUGAGCGUAGAGUGGAACGGGGACGGCACUGGAUCUUUAAAGCGCAGUGGCUCCUUUAGCAAACUCCGGGCUUCCAUUAGACGCAGCAGUGAGAAGCUGGUUAGGAAGCUGAAGGGAGGAAGUUCUCGAGAGAGUGAGCCAAGGAACCCCGGCAUGAAGCGUGCCAGUUCUCUGAGUGUCCUUAACGUGGGUGGCAAGGCAGCCGAAGACCGUGGUUUCCAACUGUGUGAGGCUUGCACGAACCCGUCACAUUUAAAACUGUUGGCACCUUGUCUAUGAGAAAUGGCCUUUUUGCUUCUGUUAAGUGUCCAGUGUGGCUGUCGGGGUGCGGCCCCGUGUGCCAGGCAGACCAGCAGCUGAGCUUCUGGGGAGAGAGAACCUUCUCAGCCAGACCUGCCCGUCAUCACACCCGUUAGCAGCUCCCCAGGUGCCCCGGCCCAGCUGCUAGACUCCUGGACGCUCACCGACAGGAGCAGGCCUUCCUCCCCACCCUGCACCUGCGGGGGCGGCUGUUUCCAGGGGCCUCUCAGCAGGCCUUUGGUGAGCGGACGCGAGACGCCAGUGGUGUCUGGGCAUAUUUUGGGCGUGCCUGCUAAUGGGAAUACAAGAGGCGUCAUCUCCAAAGGUCUGGGGCAGCCAGGUCCCCUCACCCAUGUCUCUCGGUGUUGGCACCUGUGGACGUGAGCGUCGGGGCUCUCGGAGGUUGACUUAAGAGUCGUGUAGCCGUCGCUACAGCUCUGAGACCGCUUGAAGCUGGCGUCAUUUGACGCACGGGUCGAGUAUAAUUUCUGGUGGUUUUCUCACGCGGGAGCGAAAUGAUUGGCAGACUCGUGAGCUCCGAGCGCCAGCCACGCUGACCCGGCCCACUGAGGGUCGGGGCAGAGCUAGACAACAGUCCCCGACACUUAACGGGGACACGGAGACCCUCGGAGCUGGGCCACGCUCCUCUACUCUGCCCGGGACUCACCUCCCCACUGACUUCCGUUUCUAGGUAGUGACCUCUGCCGCCUCGUGGGGGUCUGCCCCGAAUUCCGUUAAGCUGCCUGCAGUCCUGGCGAGCUAGAGCCGCCGGCGCGUGAGACUGGCCAGGCGUGGCGCCGGCAGCCUCAGCACGUGUGGGACCGGCCGCUGUCCACGGGCGCUUGCACUUUCUGCCGCCACGCCAAGAUCUGUUUUCGAUUUUAGUGUUAAGGCUACAAAUGAAGACUCUGGAACCUUAAACCGCAUCUUUCUAGAAUGAGCAUCUGAUGGUCUGGGGCCAUGCUGCCCGGAAUUAAGAGGACAGUUGGUGCUCAGAGCUGGGAGAGACAGGUGACCCUCUCUGGUGGGGGUGGCUUUCUGCCGAGUCCCCAGUCCUGCCGUGUGGCGCCCCCCCCCCCCCCCACACCGCUGGACGCGUGUGGGUCCCCACCCCUCCGGGGCCCAUCUCCCCUCUCCUGGGCCCUGUACACUCAGCAUGUAGGCAUCCAGGCUUAAAAAAAGGUUUUCUUUGUAGGGUUAGAACGGUUCCCAAUCAACCCUAAGGGAAUCUGCCAGACUGACUGGCCGGCGAAGAAAAUACUGAGCAAAUACUGUUUGUAAUUCCGGAUGACAGCAGCUGUAGGAAGGGGCGCGUCCAGGCCACCGAGCUGGAGGAGGACGACUCAUCACUUAGCUCUGAAGGGGAUCUGAAGAACUUGGGGUACCCCGUGAGAUGCUGCACGUUUGGACUUUCUUUUGUCAUGUUACCGGAGGGGUCACAGCAAGGGCACUUGCUGCCCCCCCAGCCCCCUGCUCAGAAAUUGCACCGUGCUGGGGUCCGUGCUCCCCGGGGGCCCUCCGGCGGGGCUCACAGGCCACCUCGGCACUCGCCGUACAGACUCCCCGGGGGUCCCCGCGGGGGCACCCACCUGCUGCACGUGUCCUUCAGGCCAGGCGUGGAUCUGGGGCUGCGGGCCGGAGGCGGCAGCAUCCCGGGGUCUGGGGACUUCGUUGACGGGUGUCCUGGGACAAUACCAGAGCAUGUGGCCUAGACCACCUGUUUGGAACACUGCUCGCUCCCUCCCGGAGGCCAGUGCGGUGCCUGGGCCCGGUCUUCCGUGGCCGCGCCUCCUUCCUCAGCGCCUGGCCGGCUGGGCUUUGCAGCCUCCGGCUUUGUAACUGUUGUCCACUCUGCGGGCUGCGAGAGACCGCCGCCGACAGAGUGGGCUGUGUGUCCACGCGGGCACUGUGCACUUUGAAGUUCCCGUUUGAGGGGCGGGGGAGCACGGUGUCACCUGUGGAGCGGGACAAGGGCUGUCCCGUCUCCCCUGUCCCCUCCAUCGGAAGUGCUCUUCCAGCCACGACGCUGAUCUGAUACAUUGGAAACCUACCCCCUUUCCCUUAGUGACACGUCUCCCUGGGAAACCAGGGCACUCAGGAAGGAUGCACGUGGGGCCAGGGGUAGGAUUUAAGCUCCCAUUUGGUGGAAACGGGGCCCCGCCUGUGAGCCCGCCAGCCCCCUUCUCUGAAGGCCAGCCUGCCUUUGUGGGCUGUGAGGAACCACGCAGCCUCCUUACGCCGCGUCGUAAGAAACCCAUCAUGUUUCAGAGGGGACGCUGCCUGGAGAUGUGUAAUUUCUGAUUUUUGAACUGGUAUCAAAACAAAUGAGCCUGGUUGUCCUCUGCUCAUUUGUCUGGCCGUCUGGGUUUUAAUGUUCUCGAGGAGGAGAAGCAGUGGGGCGGCCGGCCCUCCUCCUCUUCAGUGUUUUCCUCUCCCGGCGAGGGGGCCUCAGGCCAGCACCCAUUCCACAUCCCUCCCGUCGAGUUAGAGGUCCCUGGCCAGAGGACAGGCAGGAAGUGACGUGAGCUGGCUCUGUGGGUCUGAGGGGGAGGUUGUGGGAGGGCUGGGCCGUCCGCCCUCGGCUCUCCGCAGGGUCUCUGUGUUUACAGUACUGGAGGGAGUCAGGUAGUUCUUUCCCGGAAUUUGAAGAGAUUCCGGUCAUGUUUGGUCAGAAAGCCGCCAGGAAUAUCACGUAAUGAGAAAUUCAGUGUUUACAGUAACCUAUAAAUAUUGCUAAAAAUAGUUUAUAGACAGCUCUUUCAUUGUCAUAACUUCAUAGAAUAUUCUUGGGAAGCAGGUGCAUACAUGAGGCUAUACUCUGGUAUGUUUGCACUUGCUGUUGAGCAGUGCACUGCAUGACCAUCAGACUUCUGAAAAUUGCCAAGUGCUACUUGAUAACACCGAUCGAAGGAGAGGCUCCAGCCAGCUGCGGGCGUCUCGUCAGGGCUCCCAAGCGUCAUACAGGUGGCUGGGGCGGUCAUGGAGACGUGUCAUUUUGCAUUUGUCCCAUUAUUAUGGGGGGAACUGACGUGGCUUCUACGGUGUUGUGGACGUAACCAUGGGGACCACGAGCCCGGGAGGACUGCCUGACAAGCCCUGGGGGUGGGCGGUGUGGGCAGGGAACUCCUUAGGGGGUCCAGGGCCGUCUGUCACUGAGACAAAAGUCCUGCUGCAGCCCUGUCCCUCGCCUGUGGUGGGCAGGCACCGUGCACCGGCACCCUGCACCCUUCAUGCUCCAGUGGGCCUGCAGCUUCUGGGGAGGGGCUCGUUAGCACAUUCGGUCUUGGGGGCUGUGGUUUGCUCAUUGUUGGUGUGAUUUGCCUAGAAAAUCAUCCGGAAUUGUUUGUAUUUAAUUACGAUAGUAAAAUGGUUUAUUUCCUUUUGCAAAGUC
Molecule: messenger RNA, 5940 nt
Organism: Panthera uncia (snow leopard)
Lineage: Eukaryota; Metazoa; Chordata; Mammalia; Carnivora; Felidae
Gene: KLC1
Product: kinesin light chain 1
Exons: 16
Coding region: 621-2528 (635 amino acids)
Biological process (GO): axo-dendritic transport
Cellular component (GO): cytoplasm; kinesin complex; membrane-bounded organelle
Molecular function (GO): kinesin binding
Source: RefSeq, a predicted model, not a curated record